AUGAUAGCAUUUACUCUUGUAGUACUUUUUAUUAGUUAUAACCAUAUUGAUUCUCAAUCAUGGAACACAUCAGAUGGAAUUCUUCCAUGGGAAUCCUAUAUAAAAUUAAUUGAUAUUCAACAACCAUUAGGUCUUACACUUAAUCGAUCAUCACUUGCUCAUCAUCAUUUUGCAAUUGGAUACCUUUGUCUUCAUACAUUUAUGUAUGAUGAAGCACAAGAUGCUUUUAAUUUAGCACUCAAUGUCACUCCUACAUUCAUAGAAGCUCACAUUGGUAAAAUACUCGCAUGUAAACAUGCAAUAUGGUCGGAGACUGAUUUUAAUUGUGGUUUAGCAGCAUACAAUGCAGCUCAAAGCAUGUUGAAUACAUCAAAUAUUACAUUAUUACCAUUGCAAUCAUCACUUCUUUCAACUGCCUAUUUAUGGUAUUCCAAUGAGUCAUCUAUAGCAGCUGGAGAACUUGCAUUUUCAACAUCAAUAGGAAAUCUAUCACAAGCAUAUCCAAAUGUAACUGAUAUUACGGUUUUAUGGGGUCUUUCUCUUCUCAAUGUAGCAUAUCAAGAUCAAUUCGACGGUGUAAUGGAACCAGCACCAAUGUUGCAAUCAAGAGAAGUAUUGGCAAGUGCUUUAAAAAAUGAACCAAAUCAUCCGGGUGCCCUUCUUUAUAUGAUACUCGCUUAUGAUGUUGCUCAGAGUAGUAUAGCCAAUAAAGCAGUAGAUUAUGUAUCAAGUUAUCAAAACUUAUCUUCGACAUUGUCCUAUGCAAUAUUUAUACCUGCUCAUAUUUGGAUGCGUAUAGGUUCAUAUGCUUCGGCUAAAUCAUCUGAUUUCUCAUCUCUUCAAGCUAGUUUAUCAUUAUGUUUAAUUAAAAUAACGGGUCGUAAUAUGACUAUUGCUUCAACUGAACUUAACUCUGUUCUAGCUCAAUUAAAUACUACAGAUCAAGUGCAAGCUUUUCUUCAAUGUGAUGCUAGAAAUCGAGGAACAGCCACAGAAUGGCUAGCUUCUUCUUUUCUACAAACAGGUGAUUGGAACGAUACAUUAUCUUCCAUAACUGAUUUGUAUCUUGCUUAUAAUGAAUCACUUCCAAUAUCAAGUCUUUAUUUAUCAUAUGCUUAUCGAACUCGUGCACGUGCUGUUAUCAAUAUAUUCUAUUGGUUACCAUACGAUAUUCAAUUUAUUGACAUGGCAAAUAAAGUACAACAACUACAUGAUACAUUGGAUUCAUUUACAUCGAAUACUAAUAUGACAGAUGAAGAUUUAGCAUGGAGCGAAGCAGGAUAUCGACUAAGUAGUUGUUUUCGGAUAUUAACAAAUAUCAAUGCAACUUAUUCUGAUCCAACUAUACAACCAACAAUAGAUGAACAUCUUGCUCGUUUUGCUGUACUUUCUAAUGAAACUGCAUCAUUAAAUCCAUAUAUAUCAGUUAGUAUAUCACUAAUGAUAAAUCAAGUUUAUGGAAUUAUUUAUUAUCAAAAUAAUUCAUUUCGAGAUUGUUUAAGUAUAUUAGAUGCAGCUACUCAACGUGAAUUUAGUCUUGUUAUUGAUAACAAUAGUCCUAUUUUGAUAUAUGCACGUUCUUCCGAAUUACUUGCAAUGCAUUUAUUAUUAAUUCAACGAGUAGCAUAUGGAAAUCUAUCAGCAACUGCAAUUGCUAAUCUUCCUACGUUCACGUUAAAUGGUACUCAAGUAUCUGUAAGCCAAUUUUCACAAUAUGCUUUGAAUCUUUAUCAAAUAGCUAAUUUAUCAUCACCAAAUCGAGCGAUUAAUAUACUUGGUGCAGCUCGAGCGAAUUCUCAACUUCUUCUUAAUAAUGUUGCAGCAGGAUACUAUCAAAUGUUACUCGAUCAAAUAAGUUCACAGAAUGCAUCUGAUCCAGUAUUUUUUCAAGAAGCAAUUAAUUUUAUUGCUCAGAAUCAAGUUUUACAGAGCUCUGCUAACAAUAAUCAUUUGAAUUUUUUUAUCAAUCUUAUCUCUUUUUGUAUUUUUAUUUUUUUAUUAAAUAAUCAAUAA
Adineta steineri is the source of this 2013-nucleotide messenger RNA. NCBI's taxonomy places the organism in Eukaryota, Metazoa, Rotifera, Eurotatoria, Adinetida, Adinetidae. The record is from the annotation of a GenBank genome assembly.